This is a messenger RNA of Phaeoacremonium minimum UCRPA7, 471 nucleotides long. RefSeq lists its product as hypothetical. The transcript has a single exon. The coding region runs from base 1 to 471 and encodes 156 amino acids. NCBI's taxonomy places the organism in Eukaryota, Fungi, Ascomycota, Sordariomycetes, Togniniales, Togniniaceae. The record is from RefSeq and is a predicted model, not a curated record.
AUGUGCACGUCGUCGGCCCGCUCUUGGUCCCGGACAACCGUAGCUACAAGGGCAUCGCCAUGGGUUGGGCCCCUGCGGGCUUCCAGCAGUCAGGCUUCCACGGUAGUGGUCGGCAUCGCACAGGAGAAAAAAACGGUGUGGAUUGUCUACGACUGCUUCCCCCUGGACCCGGAGACGGGCGUCUGGCGCACCAACGAGCCUGACGUGCCCGUCGCGCUGCGCAACAACACACUGCAGGACGCCCUAGGCCUAACGACGGCGGCCUCGGCCACACGGCACUGUCCUCCGCUGUUUGACGUUGCCAUGCUGAUGGAGAGCAUUGACCAAUGGGGCACCGUCAGCGCCGAGGAGAUGGGCCACAAUGUGCUGAGUACGGCAAAGUUGAGUCGGCAGGGGAUUGCUGCUAUCCCUCGCGACAAUGUGGACCUCUUCCUAGCCAGUCGGCUGUCCCUCGAUGCCAAUCAACAUUGA